Dictyostelium discoideum AX4 is the source of this 945-nucleotide messenger RNA. RefSeq lists its product as hypothetical. Bases 1 to 945 code for a protein of 314 amino acids. The record is from RefSeq and is a predicted model, not a curated record. The transcript is spliced from 4 exons. Gene Ontology annotation, cellular component: membrane. Lineage: Eukaryota; Evosea; Eumycetozoa; Dictyosteliales; Dictyosteliaceae.
AUGGAUUUCAUAGUAAAAACAUUUAAAGAAAAUAAAGGGUUUUUUGUAGCAGUUGCUUAUGGUGUUACAUCAGUAUCGAUUACCUUUUUCAAUAAAGCAGUUUUAAAUUAUUAUGGUUUCAAUUUUUCAAAUUCAUUAACACUUGGUCAAAUGAUAUUUUCACUUUUUUUUUUAGUAACAAUGAAAACAUUUGGUUACAUAUCAUAUCCAGAUUUUAAUCUUGAUUUAUGUAAAAAGUUAGCAUCAUUAUCUCUUUUAUUCAUUUUAAUGGUAAUUUCAGGUUUAGCAGCAUUAGCAAAGACAAAUGUACCAUUAUUUAGCGCAUUGAGAAGACUUUCAACAUUGAUUGUUAUUGUAGGGGAAGGAUUUUUAUUAGGUAAAGUUACACCAACUGAUGAAGUUCAAUCAGUAGUUGUUAUGGUUUUAGGUGCAUUAAUUGCUGGUUUAGGUGAUGCAACAUUUGAUUUUGUUGGUUCAAUUUAUAUUUUAUUCAAUUGUUUUGUAACUGCUGGUUAUUUAAUUUAUAUUGCAAAGAAAACAAAAGAAACACAAUUAAAUACAUUUGGUUUAAUGUUUUAUUGUAAUAUUUUAUCAUUACCAGCAACUAUAAUCUUAACAUUUAUAACUGAAUGGGAAGGUAUUUCAACUUUUGAAGGUUAUGGAAAUAUUGGUUUCCAAUUUUGUUUCUUUAUGUCAUCAAUUCAAGCAUUUUUAUUAAAUUAUUUCAUAUUUUUAUGUUCAACAAUGAAUUCACCAUUAACAACAUCAAUCACUGGUCAAAUAAAGUCAAUCCUCCAAACAAUUAUAGGUUUAUUUAUGUUUGGUGAUGUUAUUAUAACUCCAUUACUUUCAUUUGGUUUAAUAUUUAGUACACUUGCAAGCUUUUGGUAUUCUUAUAUCAAGUAUGCCCAAACUCGUGCUCGUGCACUUGCCUCUUCAAGUUAA